AUGCAUUUCCAGAAAAUAUUCAUUUCUCUCACGGAAAUUCGAGCAUUAAAUCUGAAUAUCCGCGCUUUCAGUUUUCUUGCGACUUUACGUUACUUCACCAAGCAAACAAAGAUGUCUGGACGAGGAAAGGGUGGCAAGGGUCUCGGCAAGGGNGGUGCCAAGCGACACCGCAAGAUCUUGCGUGACAACAUCCAGGGUAUCACCAAGCCUGCAAUCCGACGUCUCGCCCGUCGUGGCGGCGUCAAGCGAAUCUCGGGUCUGAUCUACGAAGAGACCCGAGGAGUGCUCAAGAUCUUCCUCGAAUCUGUCGUCAGAGACUCUGUGACAUUCUGUGAGCACAGCAAGCGCAAGACGGUCACAUCGCUCGAUGUUGUCUACGCGCUCAAGCGACAAGGCCGAACACUCUACGGAUUUGGCGUUUAGAGUGGUUUCUGUUCAGACGGCUAUGUAAUACUGCAUCCACAUGUUGACAAGCUC
Mixia osmundae IAM 14324 is the source of this 477-nucleotide messenger RNA. RefSeq lists its product as uncharacterized. Lineage: Eukaryota; Fungi; Basidiomycota; Mixiomycetes; Mixiales; Mixiaceae. Gene Ontology annotation, cellular component: nucleosome. Gene Ontology annotation, molecular function: DNA binding; structural constituent of chromatin; protein heterodimerization activity. The record is from RefSeq and is a predicted model, not a curated record. The transcript has 4 exons. Gene Ontology annotation, biological process: nucleosome assembly. Bases 1 to 423 code for a protein of 140 amino acids.